UAACACACACACACACACACACACACACAGAGAGGUACCUGUUCAUGUCGGUUAUCGUGCUGCUGUUGGUAUCAGCUGUAACCACCAGCACAGAAGGAAGAAAGGCUGCUAUGUUGCUUGUUUACAACACCACUGGUUCUGUGCAAUACAUAUUUUCCUGAUCUUAAAUCAAUUCAAGCUAAGUGUGUGAAUGCAGGAUGCUGGACGAAGUGUCGGAGACAGUGAGCUGGGUUGCGCAGCGCGGUAAUAGCACGCUGCCUCUGCCUAUAAACAACACAUCAGUUCUGCCCACGUGGCCAUCUCAAGCCAACAUCAGCCAACCACACAGCUGCCUGCGGGUGCUUUACGAGGAUAUCGGCUCCUCCAGGGUGCGCUUUUGGGACCUGUUGCUCCUGGUGCCAAAUGUAGCCUUCCUCGUGUUUCUGAUGUGGAAGCUUCCAUCAGCUCGUGCCAAGAUCCGCCUUACCUCCAGCCCUAUCUUCAUCACGUUUUACAUUCUGGUGUUUGUAGUGGCAGUUGUCGGAAUCACUCGAGCUAUUGUCUCCAUGACUGUGAGUGCAUCCAGUGCAGCUAUCAUCAUUGACAAGGUGCUGUGGGAGAUCACACGCUUCUUCCUGUUGACCAUCGAGCUCAGCGUGGUCAUAUUAGGACUUGCUUUUGGUCAUUUGGAAAGCAAAUCGAGCAUCAAAAGGGUGUUGGCCAUAACUGCAGUGUUAGCACUGGCUUACUCUAUUACACAGGGAACACUGGAGAUUCUGUACCCAGAUCAGCAUCUCUCAGCCGAUGAUUUCAAUAUCUACGGUCACGGAGGACGACAUUUCUGGUUGGCCAGCUCCUGCUUCUUCUUCCUGGUUUAUUCCCUGAUCGUUAUUCUGCCCAAAACCCCCAUCAGAGAAAGAAUAUCAUUACCAUCUAAGAGGAGUUUUUACUUGUAUGCUGCCAUUCUGGCAGUGCUGAAUAUGGUGCAGGGUCUGGGUAGUGCUCUGCUCUGUGCUGAUAUCAUAGAAGGCCUGUGUUGUGUUGAUGUCACUACAUUCCUCUAUUUCUCCAUGUUUGCUCCUCUCAUCUACGUAACGUUCCUCAAAGGAUUAUUUGGAUCAGAGCCCAAGAUUUUGUUCUCCUACAAGUCUCAGAUAGAUGAGCCAGACGAGCCUGAUGUGCACCUGCCUCACACUUCCUCCGCCGGUCUGGGCAGCAGGAAGGACCUGGAGCACAGUUCCUACUCCAGCACACAGAUAGACACUUCAGGGGCUUAUCUGGAUGACGUAGUGUCUGGCCCCUUUGGAACUGGACACAGCAUCAACAGCAUUGACAGUGACCGAUGGAGAGCCAUCAAUGCCUAGAGGAGGGAACAGGAAGGACGGGAGAAUAAAAGAACUGGCCAAAUUUGACCAAUUAAUGACUGACUCUCACCCAGUGAACUGCAUUCCCUUUAACGCAAUGAAUAGGCUUUGGAUUUGAACUCAGCUUGCAUGACAGCUUAGUAUAUCACAAUUCGUCUUUCUUUUUUUUUUUCACUAGUGCUUUUUAAAUACUCCUGUAUAAUUUCAGUGCAUUACGAUGCCUGCGCAACACCUAGAGUAUAACUGAAGGAGUAGUCAGGAGCUCAGACGGCUUGGUAGGUAUUGAGCUCAGCUGAAUGACGAGCUGCAGAACAGGUAUUGCAAAAUACUGUGCACUGAGUUGUGAGUUUUUCUUUCUUUUUCUUUUCUUUUAAAUCAUGGAAAUAGACACAUUUAGCUAUAUCGUGCUAAUCUGUGCUUGGAUCCACUGUUUCCGUGCUCGCUUCUGUGUUCACUUCUAUUUUUAUUUAUUUUAGUGAUUAUGCUACUUAUAUUUUACCCUGAUCCAUUAUCAUUCCAUUUUUCCAUUUAAGAAACAAAUCAGAUAAGUAAUCAUUUCAGGGUUGGGUUUUUUUUUUUGGUCCAUCUUUGGUAUUUCUAUGGCUUUAACAACAAAAAAUAUA
Molecule: messenger RNA, 1966 nt
Organism: Hemibagrus wyckioides
Lineage: Eukaryota; Metazoa; Chordata; Actinopteri; Siluriformes; Bagridae
Gene: tpra1
Product: transmembrane protein, adipocyte asscociated 1
Exons: 11
Coding region: 198-1343 (381 amino acids)
Biological process (GO): G protein-coupled receptor signaling pathway
Cellular component (GO): plasma membrane
Molecular function (GO): G protein-coupled receptor activity
Source: RefSeq, a predicted model, not a curated record